This is a messenger RNA of Fusarium venenatum, 1659 nucleotides long. RefSeq names its product permease for cytosine/purines, uracil, thiamine, allantoin-domain-containing protein. Gene Ontology annotation, biological process: nucleobase transport; transmembrane transport. The record is from RefSeq and is a predicted model, not a curated record. Gene Ontology annotation, molecular function: nucleobase transmembrane transporter activity. Gene Ontology annotation, cellular component: plasma membrane. Lineage: Eukaryota; Fungi; Ascomycota; Sordariomycetes; Hypocreales; Nectriaceae.
AUGGAAACCAGAUCAAGAUUCAAAGUCUUUGCCGACAAGGUCGCUGUCGAGUCUGAACCUGGCUUGACUGGCACACAGCUUAUGCUUACGAACCAUGAUCUCAAACCUGUCGAGAAGGAGCGCCGACAAUGGGGUCCCUGGAACUUUGUCGGUUUCUGGAUCGCCGACUCUUUCAACAUCAACACUUGGAUGAUAUCGUCAGCCAUGAUUGUCAACGGACUUUCAUGGUGGCAGGCAUGGCUUUGUGUUUGGAUCGGUUACAGCAUUACUGGUAUCUUUGUCGUAAUCAACGCGCGACCUGGUGCCGUCUACCACAUCAGUUUCCCCGUUAUCAACAGAAGCUCCUUUGGUAUCUGGGGUGCCUUGUGGCCUGUCUUGAACCGUGCAGCUAUGGCUUGUGUCUGGUAUGGAGUUCAAGCUUACAUUGGCGGAAACUGCGUCUACCUCAUGAUUCGAUCCAUCUGGAAGUCAUGGGAAAACGUCCCCAAUACGUUCAGCGAGGAUGCUGGCACAGACACCGCUCACUUUGCUUCGUUCAUCAUCUUCUGGGUUUGCUCUCUGCCAGCCCUCUGGUUCCCUGUUCACCAACUCCGGCACCUGUUCACGGCCAAGGCCUACGUUGUUCCUGUUGCCGGAAUCACUUUCCUCGCCUGGACUAUCUCGCGUGCUGGUGGCAUUGGUCCCAUUAUUAAGCAGCCCAACACUGUUCACGGCGGUGAUUUGGCUUGGGAAAUUGUCAAGGGUAUCAUGUCGUCGAUUUCCAACUUUGCCACGCUUAUUGUCAACGCCAGCGAUUUCUCCCGAUUUGCACAAAAGCCCAGAGACGCCCUGUGGUCACAGUUGGUUACUAUUCCUAUGGGAUUUGCUAUUACUUCCUUUAUUGGAAUUAUCGUUUCAUCUGCUUCUACGACUCUGUAUGGCAAAGCUAUCUGGAACCCUCUUGACUUGCUUGACGAGUUCAUCAACGACGGAAACUCCGCGGAACACUUCGGUGUCUUCUUCAUUGCAUCGUCAUUUACACUAGCUCAGUUAGGCACCAACCUGGCCGCCAACAGUGUCAGCUGUGGCAAUGACUUGACUGCUCUUCUUCCCCGUUGGAUAAAUAUAAGACGUGGAAGUUAUUUCUGUGCCUGUAUGGGUCUUGUGAUCUGCCCCUGGCAGCUCCUCAAGGACAGCAACCAGUUUACAACAUAUCUCUCUGCCUACAGCGUAUUCCUCAGCUCUAUCGCUGGUGUCAUGAUUUGCGACUACUACAUUGUUCGCAAGGGGUACAUCGAUGUGAAGGAACUUUAUGAUGGUCGCAAGGAGGGGCCGUAUUACUACACUGCCGGCUUCAACUGGCGCGGUUAUGCUGCCUACAUUUGUGGAAUCGUCAUUAACGUCGUUGGUUUUGCCGAUGCAGUUGGUGCAAAGAACGUUCCUAUUGGUGCUGUUCACGUUUACCAGCUCAACUACUUCUGCGGCUUUGGCGUGUCUAUGCUUGUCUACUACACUCUGUGCAGGCUUUGGCCGGUGGCUGCGACGAGCGACCGCUGGAUGGAAGUCGGUGAUGAGAUCGAUGAUAUGCGAUUGGCUUAUGACUCGAGAAGUCCUUCUUACGACGAAGAAAAUGCGACAGGACAGGCGUCAAAGGCCACCGAGGACACGAAACAAUUCUAG